This is a messenger RNA of Acaulospora morrowiae, 450 nucleotides long. NCBI's taxonomy places the organism in Eukaryota, Fungi, Glomeromycota, Glomeromycetes, Diversisporales, Acaulosporaceae. The record is from the annotation of a GenBank genome assembly.
AUGAGUGCAUCUAACAGACGGAAAAAGCAAAAUGGUGAAAAUAAUGAACAAAAUCUGAAAGACAAGAUACGUCAAACGGUUCGCGACAUCUGUAAUCAAGAAGCAGCAGGAUUAGGAGUAACACCGACCUCUGAUUUUAUCUCUUCUCUCACGGAUUUGGUGUACGAACACGUCGAAACCACCGGAUCAUUGUUGGAAGAAUUCGCGAAUCAUGCUAAACGUACUACCAUCGCAAUAGAGGAUGUAAAACUGCUCGCGCGAAGAAAUGAAGAUCUAAAAACAUUUAUCCAUAACUUUGCAGAAGAUUUAGAGAAGCGCAAAAAAUCGCGCGCCAAAUCCUCGAAAUCUGUCAAAACUAAAAGAAUUGUGGACCAACAACAAUCUUGUGGCGAAAGUACAGAACACGAUGUUAAUGGCGACGAUGGAGAUGAUGAAUGGGAGGACAGCUAG